CACAAAAGAACAUGACAAGCUAACAUCCUGCAGCAAACUCCCAGAAAGAACCCUAGAUUAACCUGCAUCACUAAAACCAACACCUUAAAAUACAAAUAUAAUAGUUUAGUACAUAAUUACGUUUCAAUAUAAUUACAUAUUGGGUCAAUCUUUUAGAAAGUCACAGGGAGGGAUUUAUUAUUUUAAUUUUUAAUUUUUCUCAAGCGAGUCUCUGAAUUUAUCAGGCGUAUAAACUCGCUAUCAUGGCAAGCAGCUGUAACAGCAGCACUCAAACAACAGGUAAGUCUGAUCUAUUUUAACUCACAAUAUUGUGGUGUCCUUUUUAAAAGCUUGUUUGAAGUUAGACAAUAUUUUAUUAUCAUCAAGAGGUCAAAAAGGUCAAAUGUACAUGCCAUAAAAAAAACUAUGAAACUCAAAACUCUUCAGGCUCAAAGACUGGUGUCAGUGUUACAUUUUUAAAUGUAUUAUGCAGUGUAAUCAAAAUGAACCCACACACUGUUGUAGGCUCCCAAACGACAUGUGGGAGCCUACAACAGUGUGUGGGUUCAUUUAGUUUACUUUGAACUAUUUAUUCAUUUCAGUGUCUUCUGGAGCUAUAUACAUAUUACACAUGACAAGCCAUCUUGAAAAAAAAAUCUUGAAAGAAAGAUGAAUACCCACACACUAUUCCAUGCACCUGCCGUUUUAUUGUGCAAAAUUUCGACACGAAAGUCUUUAUCAGACUUGCCAUCAAAUCUUGUCAGCCCAAUGCAAAGAAAACAAUGUAUACUAACGGUUAUACACCUGUUCUCUUUCUUGUUGUUGUUCUCCCCAUAGUUUUGGGUAUUUUCUGCGGGUCUUUUGAGCUGUGGAUCCUACUGGCAGUUGUCAGCACAAUGUUGGUCUUUACAGUGUGCUGGAAUAUUCUUUGCUGUAUCGCAACACAUUGUACAGGUAAGACUGAAGUCAAAAGUUAACACUAUCUCUGAUUUAAAUGAAAAAACUGACAGAGAACACUAUUUUGUUGUUACAGAUAAAGGAAAUACAUUUCUGCCCCGCUUCAGAAGGAGGUGUGUAUCGCCUACAAGCAAUUUUUUAAUCUGUGCUCAAAUCCAUUUACAGAUCAUCUGAUCAUAUUCUUGGUUUUGUACCUGACUUGCAUAUCAUAGACCCCCUUUUGCAAAACUUUAAAUACAUAUGUCAUCAGUGAAUACAAAAUUCACUGUUAAGUGCUUUGUUCACAGAAUAUUAACACAUUGUUUUUGUCAGAAGAGAAAUGUAUGCAAUUGUGUUCACUGUUUCCGGCAAUCAGUAAACUCUAAAUCACCCCAUCAGUGUCAUACCAUGUACAAUAAAGGGAAAGAUCUAGGCAAUAGGGACAAUCUAAUUUUUAGACUUUUUACAAUAUUGCGGACAUGCAGAGAUGCAGAGGUUUACUUUAAGUAACUUUGGGUUACUCUUAAGUCAUAAUCUCCAACAAUUUUACCUUCCAUUAUAGAGCAUUGCUUUGGUAUAGAUUGAGGGCUAUACAUUCAUAUCAGUUGUGUUCCUCCAUUGUAUUCACCUUUCCUUAGUUCUAUUGUGGAUUGUGUUUCUGUGCGCCAAUGGAAAGUCUACAAAACUAAGUGCAAACCAGCCUAUGUAUUGAAUACAUGAAUUAGAUUGUGAUGAUACCGAUGAAUGAAUCUGGCUAAAGCGCCGGCUCACUGGCUGAAGCGCUGGCUCACUGGUUAAAGCGCCUUCUGGCUGGCUCACUUACUUACUCAUUCGCUCGCUCACUCGCUCGCUCACUUGCUCACUCUCAUAGCAGGCAGGGGCAGAACAUCCAGCCUUUCUGGGGGAUAUAAAUCUGGUCUGGAAAGAUGGGGAGGCCGAAUAGUCCACGCGCGGGCGCUUGUUCUCCAGUACAAUGGCGGCUAGCAGCGUGCCUCUUUCCACUGUUUUAUGCAUCACUACAGCUGAGGUGCAUCUAACAGUUGAAGCUCUGCUACAAGAAAAGAAAGGGAAAGUAACUGAACUGAAUGACUACCGACCAGUAGCACUCACAUCCUCCCUCCACGACACACUCAACCCUCUCCAAUUCGCAUACCGCCCUGACAGAUCCAUGGACGACGCAAUCGCCAUUGCAUUGCACACUGCCCUCACCUACCUGGACAAAAUAAAUGCAUAUGUGAGGAUGCUGUUCAUCGACUACAGCUCGGCCUUCAAUACCAUAGUGCCCUAUAAGCUCAUUAGAAAGCUCACGGCGAUGGGUCUGAACUCCUCCCUAUGUAACUGGGUCCUGAACUUCCUGAUGGGCCGCCCCCAGGUGGUGAAGGUAGGCAACAUUACCUCCUCAACACUGAUCGUCAACACGGGGGCCCCACAAGGGUGCGUCCUCAGUACCCUCCUGUAUUCCCCUGUAUACCUAUGAAUAUGUGGCCUCACACAGUUCCAACUCCAUCAUCAAGUUCGCUGACGACACAACAGUAGUAGGCCUGAUUACCAACAACGACGAGACAGCCUACAGGGAGGAGGUAGGCACUCUGACGGCGUGGUGCCAGGUAAGCAACCUCUUCUUCAACGUUAGCUAAACAAAGGAGCUGAUUGUGGUUUUCAGGAGGAACCAGGCUGGACACGCCCCCAUCCUCAUCAACGGGGCCGCCGUGGAGACGGUCAAUAACUUCUAAUUCCUCUGCGUACACAUCUCAGAGAAGCUGAAAUGGUCUAACAACAUGGACACCGUGGUGAAGAAGGCACGACAGCGACUCUUCAACCUCAGGAUGCUGAAGAAAUUUGGCCUGUCCCCGAGGGCCCUCACAGUGUUCUACAGGAGAACCAUUGAGAGCAUAAUGUCGGGCUGCAUCAUAGCCUGGUACGGAAAAUCCACCACUGCGGACCGCAAGGUGCUUCAGAGGGUGAUACGUGCAGCCGAACGCACCAUUGGGUGUACACUGCCUGCCCUACAGGACACCUACAACACCAGGUGUCAAAGGAAGGCCGAUUCUCAGGGACCCCAGCCAACCAAGCCAUGCCCUGUUCUCCCUGCUUCAAUCACUCAGACACAGUCAGUACAGGAGCAUCAUAGCAAAAACUGGAAGACUGGCCAAUAGUUUCUACCCUCAGACCAUCAGGCUGCUGAAUAGCCACCACUAGUCAGCUACCUGCUCCCCCCGCCCCCUGCUACUCCCAUUAUGGACCCCCCCCCCCUCUCCCAACGACAUUCAUCACUUUUGCAGUUGUUAAUAUAUAUAUUAUAGAUUUUUGAAAUAUAAUUUUUAUUGUUGUUUUUUCACACCCCCUCAAUGGUCAUUCCCCCACACCCCCUCAACAGUCUUUACUCUGCCUCCACACCAAUGGACAUUUUUUUUAUUAAUCACUGCUACAGUUAUGAUAUAUAUAGUGCUAUUUCUACUUAUAUUGUUGUUGUUUUUUAUUACCAUUUUCAUGGUUUUAUUUCACUUAGUCCUACAUGUUGGAGCUCAGAGCCUAAGAUUUUCACUGUACCCUGCAAUAACACCUGCAACCCCUGUACAUGUGAUUAUUAAACACUCUGAAUCUGAAUCUCUGAAUCUGAAUCCUGCAAACAAUAUAUAUAUAUACAGGGAGGAGGUAGGCAUAUAUACACUACCAUUCAAAAGUUUGGGGUCACUUAGUAAUUUCCUUUUUUUUGUCCAUUAAAAUAUCAUCAAAUUAAUCAGAAAUACAGUGUAGACAUUGUUCAUGUUGUAAAUGGCUAUUGUAGCUGGAAACGGCUGAUUUUUUUAUGGAAUAUCUACAUAGGCGUACAGAGGCCCAUUAUCAGCAACCCUCAGUCCUGUGUUCCAAUGGCACAUUGUGUUUGCUAAUCCAAGUUUUUCAUUUUGAAAGGCUAAUUGAUCAUUAGAAAACCCUUUUGCAAUUAUGUUAGCACAGCUGAAAACUGUUGUGCUGAUUAAAGAAUCAAUAAAACUGGCCUUCUUGAGACUAGUUGAGUAUCUGGAGCAUCAGAAAUUGUGGGUUUGAUUACAGGCUCAAAAUGGCCAGAAACAAAUAACUUUCUUCUGAAACUCGUCAGUCUAUUCUUGUUCUGAGAAAUGAAGGCUAUUCCAUGCGAGAAAUUGCCAAGAAACUGAAGAUCUCGUACAACGCUGUGUACUACUCCCUUCACAGAACAGCGCAAACUGGCUCUAACCAGAAUAGAAAGAGGAGUGGGAGGCCCUGGUGCACAACUGAGCAAGAGGACAAAUACAUUAGAGUGUCUAGUUUGAGAAACAGACACCUCACAGGUCCUCAACUGGCAGCUUCAUUAAAUAGUACCCGCAAAACACCAGUCUCAACGUCAAUAGUGAAGAGGCGACUCCAGGAUGCUGACCUUCUAGGCAGAGUUGCAAAGAAAAAGCCAUAUCUCAGACUGGCCAAUAAAAAUAAAAGAUUAAGAUGGGCACAGACACUGGACUUUUUCUUUGGGACUGCAAUGAAUGAUGCAGAGCCAUAUAUACAGUAUAUAGACAGAUAUAGAUACAGUAUCUGCAUGGCUCUGGAUCAUGGAUUAUUGUCUUUAUUCAUCUUUAGAUUAGUUGAUCUGGUUUGAUCAUGAUGGUAUUGGACUAUUAUUACAUGCUAAUAUCUGUUUUGCUAAUGACCUCACUGUUUCCUCUCUCCUCAUCCUCGAUGGGAAUCAACCAGUCUAAGUCUGAGACUGAGGGACAUGGAGGACAACCCUAUCUAUGGGAACAUCAGCUACACCCAGACUAGUGAGAAGAAGUUCCCAAAAGAUACUUGCUUGCAGAAUUUCAGUUGAAUUUCAUUUUGAAUGUCAAUGUUUCACUGUUGUCAGAGUAUAUCGUAAGCCCCAGAAAGCAAAGCAUUGUGAAUUGUAAUGUAAUAAAACAGGUAAUUUUGUUUUUCAAAUGUGUUUUGUAGUAUAGUUACUAUGUAGUUACAUGUAAUAACACCAAGAAAACACAAUUCCAUGUGAUGAGUGACCCAGGGUUGAAUGAUCCUCUUUUUCACAACUGGUUUCUCUUUGUUGACAGGAGUAGAACUUCCACUCAGUUCGUCAUCCGUCAGAGAUCGUCCGGUCAAAAGUGGUCAGGUGCUACUUUUUCUACACCUUCUCCUUGUGAAGCACAAAUGUCUCCUGUUAUUGUUAAUUAUUUGUGUUACCUAGCUCUUUGUGUCAUGUAUAGGCCCAUACCAAAAGCUUCUACAGUAUAUUAAACAUAACCUUGUCCCCAGGCUCAAUUGCUAGAGAGUGCUGGCUGGUGGAGAAGAUUAUAUUAAAGGACCAGUGCAGUCAAAAACGUGAUUUCCCUAUGUGGUUGGAAUUAUACUGCGAACUUGUGAAAAUUAUGAUAAUACCCUUUUAGUGUAAGAACUGUUUGAAAAGACUGCCUGACAUUUCAGCCUGUAUUGGUAGGAUGAAGUUUUGACCUGCCUGGUAAAAUCACCAAGCGGUAAAUUAGUUAGCAGACCAAUAGGAAAGAGAGUUCCAAACCUCUCUACAGCUAAUUUUCAGGUUUUCCCCUACACACUCAGACCACUCCCAGACAGUCCUAGCAAAAUUCUUUCUUGAGAAAUUGUUAUUUUCUAAGAAGCUAUUUUUGUUUCUUUUUGACCAUUUUAAUUAAAACAAUCACAGUAAGGUACUUAGUUGUUACCCAGAAAUUAUUUGAUAUUCAGAUAAAAAGGGCUGCAUUGGACCUUUAUUAAACAUACAUUUACCAUGUUUCUUCUUUCUGUCAGGCGCCUUCUAAAGGCCAGGACUGUUAUGCCAACCUGACUCUGAAGGCCCCAAAGAUGGUGUCUGGCCGCAGCUCCCCACAGCCCCAGAUUGAGUACUCUGACGUGGUGACACUACAGGGGCCACAGGAAGCGGAGAAGGUGACCGUGGCCAACAACAACGCCGACACGGUCUCUGUGCUUUCUGACCUCUACGCCUCAGUGCAAACGGAUCGCACCAAAACUCUGGACACAGUGGAUGGCAAUGACGGCUAUGCCAACCAUGUCUGA
This is a messenger RNA of Coregonus sp. 'balchen', 5952 nucleotides long. Lineage: Eukaryota; Metazoa; Chordata; Actinopteri; Salmoniformes; Salmonidae. The record is from the annotation of a GenBank genome assembly.